Molecule: messenger RNA, 1458 nt
Organism: Magnolia sinica
Lineage: Eukaryota; Viridiplantae; Streptophyta; Magnoliopsida; Magnoliales; Magnoliaceae
Product: WAT1-related protein At3g18200-like
Exons: 5
Coding region: 356-1192 (278 amino acids)
Cellular component (GO): plasma membrane
Molecular function (GO): transmembrane transporter activity
Source: RefSeq, a predicted model, not a curated record
UCUCUCUCUCUCUCUCUCAUCCGGGUUGCAGCUCUGCAACAGAUGGUUCUGAGGGCAAGGGUUUGAGUUUGGGUUUGUGGUGGUGAUGCUGUUGGCAUUGAAGAAGAGGCAACGGGUAGAUCUGUCCAUUCGGCAGAUGGAUGUCCGAUUGGAGCAGAUGGUCCAGGGGCGGAGCAGGGCUGCUCACAGUGAUGGUGAUGAGGGAUUGCGGUCUUGAGCCGCCGCCAGGUGAUUGGUUAGGCGGGCCACUAGAAAUAGCCUAGAUCAGAUCAGAGAAGAUGCUCUGAUAUGAUGCGAAAAGAAAAAAUGGUGAGGAGAAAUUCCGAAUUAUCUUAUAAUACUACUUAGAGAGUAGAUGCUAGAGAAUCAGAGAGUCCUAAUUACUCCUGAUUACAACAAUUCUUCAACAUGCUUCUCCCAAAUGUCAACGUUGUCACAAAACCUAUUAUCAGCGUGCUUGUACUACAUCCCUAGCACAUUGGAGGCUGCAGUUGUCAACCUGAAUCCAGUCUUUACUUUCAUAUUAUCUAUCAUCUCAAUGCAAGAGAAUCUUGGAAUCAACACCUGGUGGGGUAAAGGGAAGAUCUUUGGGACUCUUUUAUCUGUCUCUGGUGCUUCAACUCUCAUGUUCUGGAAAGAUUCAACUGAGAGUCUGCUCGGCACAGCCAGCUUGACAGAAUGGGUGUUUGGCUUGGUUAUGGUGGUUCUUGGGGUUCUUGCACUUAGCACAUGGAUUUUGUUGCUGAGGCCCAUGACAAAGCGAUACCCCGCAGAGUGUUCCCUUACUGCCAUAAUGUUUUUCUUUGGAACGUUACAAACAGCUGUCAUAGCCAUAUGUACAAGUCACGAAGCCACAAAAUGGAAGCUUCACUGGGAUUUAGAGCUCCUAAAUAUAGUUUGUGGAGCCGUGUUCUACUGUGGAUUAUCGAACCUCUUCACUACAUGGUGUGCUGGAGUAAAGGGACCCAUCUUUGUGGCCUCAUUUGCUCCUUUUGGCUUGGUUUUGACUACAAUACUGGAAAUUAUAUUUCUAGGCGACACCUUGUACUUGGGAAGCAUCGUUGGAUCAAUCAUGGUAGUUUUGGGCCUUUACAUUUUUCUAUGGUCCAAAUCCAAGGAGGACAGUUGCGACAUAAUGGACACAAUGGACCCAUUGGACAAAGACGAUUCCACCACAGCUUUGCUAGUAUAAACCAUAGCUCAGGACUCACAUUUUGGUUGUGUACUUAAAGCUGGAAUUCCAACCCGUCCUCUCAUGUAUCUAGAAAUUAGGUUGCUUAUUUUGGAGGAAGAAUGGUGUUGACAACAGGAGGAAAUCCUUUAUUCCUUGUGUAACCAGUGUAACUAUUAAAAUUAUUUUAAAAUUAUUGAUUAAUUCUUUCUCUUAAGGUUGUGUUUAGAAAAGCAUGGAAAAUGGAUUACAUAUUGAGGAAUUCAAAAGAGUUGCAUUUUGUUUUA